Molecule: messenger RNA, 276 nt
Organism: Sorex araneus (European shrew)
Lineage: Eukaryota; Metazoa; Chordata; Mammalia; Eulipotyphla; Soricidae
Product: cAMP-regulated phosphoprotein 19-like
Exons: 1
Coding region: 1-276 (91 amino acids)
Cellular component (GO): cytoplasm
Molecular function (GO): protein phosphatase inhibitor activity
Source: RefSeq, a predicted model, not a curated record
AUGGAAGAUAAAAUAACUAGUCCAGAGAAAAGUGAAGAAGCAACAUUAAAAGCAAGAUGCCCUCAUCUAGGACAAAAAUCUGGAGGUUCAGAUUUCUUAAGGAAGCGACUACAAAAAGGGCAAAAAUAUUUUGAUUCUGGGGAUUAUAGCAUGGCUAAGGCAACAAUGAAGAACAAGCAACUUCCUGCUGCAACUCCGGACAAGGCCGAGGUCACUGGUGACCACAUCCCCACCCCACAGGACCCUCCUUGGGGGGAAACCAUCUCUUGUUGCUAG